This is a messenger RNA of Geodia barretti, 2511 nucleotides long. NCBI's taxonomy places the organism in Eukaryota, Metazoa, Porifera, Demospongiae, Tetractinellida, Geodiidae. The record is from the annotation of a GenBank genome assembly.
AUGAGCGGGGAGUGGGCAAUCAUAGAACCGAUGGAGGGCGAGGAAGCGAUCACGGACAUCUGCCUCCUGGCAAAGAAGGAGAAGGUCCCGUCAGGAUACGCAGUGAUUGAUCUGACUGUGGACGGGAAGAAGGCGGACUUUGCCGAGGGCAGUAUGUUCGGCUCAACAAAGCGCUACCUGGCCUACACUAGGAAAGUUCCGUCAGCUCUUCGAGGACGGCUAUCACUAGUAGACCUGAAGGUAAUCCUUUCGAGCGAUCGUUCUCCUCUGGGCUACCUCCCUCUCGCCCACACACACGACGACAACACGAAGGCAUUCUCGCACAAGGUCCUGGUGAUGAAGGUGGCGCCACAUGAACAGGCAACACGAGCUGUGAGGGAGCUACAGAUCCUCAGUGCCAGCAGAAAGGAGGACGUUCAGCUCGGCUUCACACGACUACCGGAUAUCAACGGAUUCAGCAUCUGUUUCAAAGUGGGUGAAGUUGGGAGGAGGAAUUCUGCCCCUACGACCAAACCAGCUCCAGUCGAAGCUGCAAACAAAGAAGGGACUACUCUGGCCCGAAAAGUGCGAUCUGCAACUGAUGGUCUGCAGUUCAAGCUGAGUGCCAUGGUAGAAAAAAAGCAAUACUUGAUCCAGUACACCAUCGAGAAGAUGGGCAAGGCGGAGAGCGUGACGACGUUCGACACGGAGUACGAGACACUGAGUCAGCAGUUGGAGGCCAUUCGCACCAGCACGGAGAAGAUAGCGGCUCAUGUCCAGUACCUUAUCCAACCACAUCCUGGGGUUCGUCUGGAGGAGAACAUUUACAGUCGAAUCGACAAGCAGAAACCUCACCGCUCGGAGACAGAGGAGCUCCUGGGGGCUGAGCUGGGGAAGUCUAGCAGUGCGUUUGGCACGGAUGUUCCUGAAUACGGUGCCUACCUGAGGCAGUGUGGAGCGGCAGAAGUGAAGAUGGGCCAGGCACUGCUCCUCUACCACAGUCGAGUACAGAAAGAGUUCCUCACUCCACUCAGGGCCUUCCUGGAGGUGGACGUCAAGAAUGUGAUGAGAGAAAAGAAGACUCUCUCUGUGAAGAGACUCGAUUUGGAUGCCGCCAAGAGCCGGACACGGAAGCUAACUGGAGACAAACUCAUGCAGGCAGAGAUAGAGCUGAGGGUGGCCCAGGCAGAGUUUGACGUUCAGCUGAGCAAAAUUCGCGACGGGACAAAGAAGGUCAUCUCGACUCACGUCCACUACAUGGGGUACCUCAAGUCCUUCAUGUCUGCCCAGAAAGAGUACCAUCGGGAGUGCUUCUCGCAGCUGGAGAGCAUCGACACUGACGACAUAUUGCCCCCUGUUCGCCCCCCUCGUCCCCCGCAGUUCAGAGGGGCAGAGGGAGAGGAACAAGGCGAGGCAACGGAGAACAAUUCGAGCACUUUUGUAGUGAACGGUAUUGAGUUGGACCGGGAGGAGACUCGUCAAGCCAAAGUCCUCUAUGACUAUGACCCUGUCGAUGAGAAUGAAAUCGCUGUCUACUGUGACGAGUUGAUCAAGGUGACACCAGUGCCUGGUGACGACGAUUACAUAAUGGCCGAGUCGAAGGGGAAGUUUGGGAAGAUUCCGUUGGCGUAUGUAGAGCUAAUGUGAGGCCAGAGGGGCCGCAGCCACCAACUGCACCUACUGAUAUAUACAACGACAUGGCAACGACUGCAGCAGACUUUUAGUACAUCAUGUGAAGUGUCCCUUAACUUGUUCCCCGUAACCAUUCACGUUUUCUUAUAAUAGUGUGCGUGUUGACUGGAUUUUCACUGUCAUAAGAUGAAAAAUGGAGUUAUGGUGAUUUUCUUUAUAAAAAAAAAACGUGAGAACAUAAUGAGUGUGUAGCUAUGUGCUCAGAGCAGGUCGUGUUUUGCGAUGGGUGGACGGCGACAAACAGUAGUCACUAGUCUAAGGACCCGGGAGCUGCGGAUUUGAGAGUUCUGCAUACAAAACACAGUCUAGCGACCAAGUAGACGAGAAGUAGGGCGAGAGACGAUAUCAAGACGUCCGGGCUGCCUCCGCCGUUCAGGAAGGCGGCGGUAGAGUACUCUACAAACAGCAAAACCCCAACGCCGGCCAGGUUUGUGGAUAUUAGGAAAGUUAGCGAGGCGACGAGCAUUUUCUUGGCCCAGCGACUCGGCGACGAGGACUGGAAUCCCCACACGGCCAUUCUCGCGGAGACGAUGCUGAGGUGGUAGAGAUGGAGACCCAGAGCUACGUACAGGGGGGAGAAGACGGCGUGCCAUGAGGUGGAGAUGACGCCCUCCAGCCGCAGCGUGGAGAGGAGGGUAAACACGAGUAGAGCGAGUGAGUGGAGGGCCACCUCGAACGGCCCCAGUCCCGUCCACACGAUCAGCUCCUGCACAGACAGCAGCAUGGCUCCCUGCACUGCUGUGUCCCGCCGAGUGAAGCCGACGCCCACGCUUCCCAGUGAAAGAAAAGCCAAAGUAGAACGCUUCUUCGCUCAACAGCAGUAUAGUUCGCAGCGCAGUU